UAACCGCUUGGGCCAAGCUCACAAAGAUGGCCGGCGCGGUUCGGUGAAUCGGAUCGCGCAAGCGACCGCGUGUUUCCGCUGUUUACCGCGGGUAGUAUUUAUUAUUUCGAGCUUUUUUUAGUGCUGGGCAGAGCGAUGGAUCGAGCUCGGAGGAACCACGCCACUCGGAGCUCGAGGCUAGCAGCCCAUCGCUUGAACCAAACCGUAGAUUGAGUGCUACUGUAUGUCAUCCAAAUCAUCUCUCGGGUAACGAAGAAUGAAACACAACAUGGCUGCGUCUCUCAGUUCACAGGAAGAGCAGCUGGUGAAGGAAUUUAUGAAAGUGGUGAAUGAACAAAGGUUGAGUCACAGUGCAGGGCCUUUGACAUGGAAUGCUGCUGUCAAAUUCAUGAUGGCCCGAAAGUUUGACAUUCGCCGAGCCCUGUCCCUGUAUGAAGCUCACGAGAUCACUCGAUAUCGAGAAGGGCUGUGCACUUUUGACCCUACAACUGAUCCCUUAAAAGGGGAACUGGAAACUGGGAAGUUCACAGUCUUGCCGACACGAGACAGUUCCGGAGCUGCCAUCACCAUGUUCACAGCGAGCAAGCACUGGCCAUUGCAGAGUUCGCACAAGGUCACCCUACAAGGUGUUGUCUACCAGCUAGAUGUGGCCUUGGAGAGCCUCGAAAGCCAAAGAUGCGGGAUAGUGUUCAUAUACAACAUGACCGGCUCAAAGUACCAGAACUUUGACUACGAGCUCAGUCAAAAAAUACUGAAUCUUCUCAAGGGCGCCUACCCAGCAAGGUUGAAGAAAGUCUUGAUUGUUAACGCGCCAUUGUGGUUCAAGGCACCAUUCCGAAUACUUCGCCUUUUUGUCAGGGAAAAGCUCAGGGACAGGGUGACUACAGUUAGCCUGGAACAGCUAGGUGCACACAUUCCAUACACUUCAUUGCCUCGAGAGCUUGGAGGCAGUCUGGCUAUCAACCACAAGGCCUGGCUGCUUCAUUGUCUCAAGUCCAUGGCUAACAGGUACAACUUGUCAAGCGAGGUGCCAGUACCACCGGCCGUGCUUCCAACCAAUCCUGCCGAGUCCGUCGAAAAUGAUGUUGCAGCAGGGGAGGUGACAGAAGAGGAGGAAGAAGAGGCCUCUUCUGCGGCGCAGCCUGCAGCCAUCAAAACUCAAAACUCCGUCCAAGAGAAACAUAACUGCGAGGAACGUGAAAAGGAAGUUGAAGUCAUCAAGGAGCCUGUCAAAACUACCACAGCAAAGGAAGAGCCUGGUGAGCAGACGAGGGUUGCAGCAGCUUCACCUGAACUCGUGACAGAAGAAGAGGAAGACGAGAAAUGCCCUUCGUCAUCGUCAGUGUCUUCGUCAUCUCAGUGGGAUGAAGGCACUGCCAAUGGCGACCACAAAGAUGGUGCCAUCACAUUGGAGGAGUUUAUCAGCCAACUUCAAGUCAAAGGUCGUCGUGGCUUGUACCAGGAGUAUUCUGAACUAAAAGCAAAAAGUCCGGAGGGCACCUUUGUCACUGCAAGAGUGAAACCAAACCAGUGCAAAAACAGGUACACGGAUGUGCUAUGUUUCGACCACAGCAGAGUGGUUCUGUCCAUGAGGAAUGAAGAUGACUGCAGCACAUACAUCAACGCCAACUUUGUAGAUGGUUACCAUCAAAAAAAUGCUUUCAUAUCAACACAAGGACCUUUGCCAAAGACAUACACAGACUUCUGGCGAAUGAUCUGGGAGCAGCGCUGUGCAGUAAUUGUCAUGACGACACGAACCUUUGAAAGAGGGCGGGGCAAGUGCGGCCAGUACUGGCCACCUGGGGAGGCUGGUGCCUCCAUAGAGCUUGAAGACCUGUUCAAGAUCACCGUCUUGGCCAAGGACUCCAAGCCAGAUUAUGUUGAAACACAGCUGGAACUGUUCAAUUGCGAGAUCCAAGAGUCCCGCUCUGUGAGUCACCUGCAGUUUACAAGUUGGCCCGAUUACGGUGUGCCUGAUUCAGCCUUGGCCAUGCUUGCCUUCCGAGGAGUGGUCCGUGAGAAGCAGGCACAGGCAGUGGCUUCUAUGGAGCCCAAGUGGGAUGGGCAUCCCCUAGGGCCACCUAUCGUAGUCCAUUGCAGCGCUGGAAUUGGCCGUACUGGAACAUUCAUUACUUUGGACAUUUGCAUCAAGCAACUGGAGGAAGAGGGGAGAGUGGACGUUCGUUCCACAGUAGAACGAAUUCGUGCCCAGCGUGCGUUUAGCAUUCAGAUGCCCGACCAAUACGUCUUCUGCCACCUUGCACUGCUUGAGUUUGCCCUACUCCGUGGGCUGCUUCAAGAUGUGGCGUUGGAUGGCUUCGACGAUGACGAUGACCGUGACGGCUCGGACUCAGAGUGAUUAUUUUCAUGUGGUGUUCUCCUGUAAAACUGAUAUCUUUUAACUCUCCUGUUGCAAACUUGUGGCUGUAGUCAUGAGGUGACGACUGGCACUGAUUCUUCAAAACAUUUCCCUUUUAACUAAGUUCAGUUGAGGCAUGUGGAUGUCCCAAAUAACUAAUGGCAUACCUAUAAUUAACUCUUAAGAAGUGAUUUUGUGAUCUGCCGAGAUAGGCAUGUAGGCUUUCUGUUUUGUGCAGACCAAUGGAACGAGUUUUAUUUUCAUUUAGUAGCUGGAAUGCUUGCUGAAUACUUUAAGAACGCUAACCUGAGAUGGUAAGUUGUGGCACAACUUUUAAGUAGUAUACUAGGGACAGCGUAUAAAGCAUGCUUAGUGGGGAGGAAUUUCAUAGUACUCUUUUUGCCUCUUAGCCCUUCCCCCAACUUGCUUUCUGCGUUCGGCGAGCUGUGCAGGCAUUGUUAGAUAACAAUGUAUUCGACUAAGGUGCCUUAAAGUGUGUGCACCGCUUUCAUUAAUAAGAACUAUUCAGCAAUUGUGCGAGAUUUGAGCAGUAAUGUAUUCAUGCUAAUGCUGUGAAAGCUGUACUGAGGCUUUAUUGAAAUACGCUGGUCAUAAUCCACACCUCAUGCAUGCAUCAGGGGUCGCUUUUGAAUUUUCCCACAUUUGUGCAACACCCUUUAUACUUCCUGAACCAGCAGCACAAAUCUAGAACACUGAUGUGUGUUUUAAAAGCAAGUUUAGUCGACCGGAUUACAUUGGAUUGCACUAAUUAGCAAUGCUGAAGAUAAUUGCAUAUAACAGUGACUACUUUCUCCAAAGAUGUGCGGGCAGCGAUUGAUAAGUUCGAGAAGUUAUUUUUUCACUGUUAGUGUAGUGCUAAGCUCUUUGAUACCUAACUGCAGCAGCAGGCAUGUGAUGCCCACAAUGUCAUAUAAAAGCUUUCAUGUUGUCUUUAUGUUCACUA
Dermacentor albipictus is the source of this 3323-nucleotide messenger RNA. RefSeq names its product Protein tyrosine phosphatase Meg2 (gene Ptpmeg2). Gene Ontology annotation, biological process: protein dephosphorylation. The record is from RefSeq and is a predicted model, not a curated record. Lineage: Eukaryota; Metazoa; Arthropoda; Arachnida; Ixodida; Ixodidae. Gene Ontology annotation, molecular function: protein tyrosine phosphatase activity.